This is a messenger RNA of Eupeodes corollae, 6741 nucleotides long. RefSeq lists its product as uncharacterized. Gene Ontology annotation, biological process: DNA integration. Gene Ontology annotation, molecular function: nucleic acid binding. NCBI's taxonomy places the organism in Eukaryota, Metazoa, Arthropoda, Insecta, Diptera, Syrphidae. The transcript is spliced from 5 exons. The record is from RefSeq and is a predicted model, not a curated record. The coding region runs from base 1 to 6741 and encodes 2246 amino acids.
AUGGCGCAGUCGGUAGGAUUCUCCACAUUUUUGACGGUCGAUGCCUUAGUUUUGACUAAAUUGACUUCAAAUCUACCGUCUAACUCGAUUGAUAUCUCGAUUUUGGACUAUAUUUGCAACUUGGAUCUGGCAGACCCUGGAUUUAACUUCUCUUGUGCUGUUGACGUGAUUCUUGGGGCUGAUAAGGUUUGGUCUAUCUUGAAAACAGAACAAGUUGCUGGAUCUUCAGGUAAACCUAUCGCUCAAAAUAUUUCCUUCGGAUGGGUUAUCACUGGAGAGUUCUUUGAUCCAACCUCUUGUAAUUUCGAAUUAUCGUCAUAUCAUUCUGCUCUUGACUUGGAUGCUCUUCUCCAACGAUUUUGGGAGCUAGAGCAUAUCUCUUCUCACAAUUCGUUUGAUGCCUUUAAUGAUCCAGUUGAAAAACACUUCCAACAAACAUUUAGUCGCGCUUCCGACGGAAAAUACGUGGUUGCGCUUCCUUUUAAAACUCCUUUACCAAAAUUUGAAGGUACAAUGCAGUCGGCGGUUUCACGGCUGUAUUCGAUUGAGCGUCGAUUCCAAAAACAUCCUGAAUUGAAUGCCGUUUUUAAGCCGGACAGUUCGACAACGAAACUUCGCGUCGUGUUUGAUGGGUCUGUCAAAGACUCAAAUGGACAGUCGUUGAAUAGCAAGUUGUUAAUCAGUCCGUCUGUACAACGUGAUCUAAUUGCUGUUUGUCUACGGUUUGGGCAACAUCGUUAUGUGUUUACCGCCGACAUUGUCACAUUGAACAUUAUCGGCUACGAACCUUAUGAAAAGAAAAUAACAGCUUCAGAUCCUCAUCAUCGUCGCCGUCAUCGCAGUCGUCGCCGUCAUCGCAGUCGUCGCCGUUGUGGUCGUGAACUCAACUCUAUCUCCUUGCAAUCAAUUGGUACAAGGUCAAAGACUCACAAUGCUCAGACAUCUCCGGCAUCAAAUGCCCAAAAUUGUAGGAAAUGUACUGAGCCUGAUAGUAUGGCGCCAAUGGUAGAAUGUGGCACCUGUUUUAAUUGGUUUCAUUUCCCAUGCGUGGGGGUUACAGAAGAGGUAGAAAGCAUAGAUUGGCACUGCGGCGAAUGUGUUAGUAAGCUUCAAGCAAUACAGGAUUCAACCUCAAAGGAGAAAUCCACAACUAAUGCUGCCGCUUCAGGCGUCGAAGUUCAACCAUCCUCGCAGGAUGAUUCCGUAGAUGAUCAUACUCCAGUGAAGGGUCUAUGUAAGCCGGUCGAAAAAGCUAAGCACAACAAAAAAGCAACAAGGAGCAAUGGUUCAAUUGCAACAAAAGCAUCAAGUGCAAAUAGAGUCAAGUUACAACUUCAGAAACUGGAAGAAGAGCGAAAACUUCAAGCAAAGCGUGAUAAGGAAUACAUUGACAAAAAAUAUGCAAUUCUUGAACAAUGUUCCAUAGAUGACGAAAAAGAUUCAGUUGUGAGUGCACAUUCCGUCAGUGAUCGCGUUUAUGAGUGGGUAAUGAAAUCGAAUUUGCAGGAAGUGACAUGUGAAAAUAAGAAAAAUACGCAGAACAAUUUCCAUGAUGGCAAGUUGGACAACGGGCGAGGUGAAAAGGAAAAAUAUACCGAGUUAGAUGUGACAACUAGUCCAGCACCAGAAUUAAACAAAGCUCAAAUCGCAGCAAGACAGUUCAUGUCAAAAGAACAAGUUCAGUUCUCUGGGCGACCUGAAGAGUGGCCUCUUUUCAUUAGUUGGUGGAAUAAUUCAUCAAAGGUGUGUGGAUUCAGCAACAAUGAGAAUAUGCUAAGGCUACAACGGUGUUUGAAAGGAAAGGCUCUUGAAGCAGUACAAUUCAGACUUCUUCAUCCAGAUCAGGUCGAGGGGGUGAUAAAAACAUUGAAAAUGCUAUUUGGUAGGCCCGAGAUAAUUAUUCAGUCGCUUUUGCAGAAGGUAAGAAAUGAACCUGCACCUAAACAUGACAAGUUAGAAACUAUAAUACACUUCUCACUCGAGGUAGAUAAUAUGUGUCGCAUGAUGGAGGUUACAGGUCUUUCUGCUCAUCUCAACAAUCCUUGUUUACUUCAGGAACUGGUAGAGAAGCUGCCAGCACAAAUAAAACUUAAUAGGGGUAUGUUUAAACAGACUAUUUCUUGUGCCGAUUUGUCGGUGUUCAACGAUUGGAUCGCGAAGUAUGCAGCAGCUGCGUCAGAGGUUACGGUGACAGUUCCUUACUCAUUCGAACAGAAAACAAAUAAAAGGACAAAAGCUAUUAUCAACAUUCAUCAAGAAGAAAAGCCUCAAGAUGAUAAUAAGUGUCCUGCAUGCAAGGGUGAUUGUAAAUCGCUAUCUUCAUGCCAAAAAUUUGUGCAGAUGACUUUGCAAGAUAAAUGGAAGUUGAUUAAAACUGGUUACAUCUGUCGAAUAUGCUUACGCAAACAUGGCAAUCGUCGUUGCAUGUCAUCACAGCUUUGCGGUGUUAAUGGAUGCACCUAUCGACAUAAUUCGCUUCUUCAUAACAGCGAAGUUCAACUGAAAGUCAGAAACAACGGUGAUGUGCGAACAAACCAUCCAACCUCAAACAACAAUGGCGUUCAGAACACCCACUACAGUGGUACAAUCAUUCGUCCAAGUGCUUCUCUUACUCUUUUCAAGAUCGUUCCGGUGAAGUUACACUACAACAACAAAUCUUUAGAUACGUUCGCCUUCAUAGAUGAUGGAUCGUCAGUAACUCUCGUUGAUGAAGAAUUAGCAUUCGCACUCGGUGCCAAUGGUGAAACAGAACCUUUGUGCUUAAGGUGGACUGCAAACACCCAUCGCCGGGAGGACUCAUCCAUGAAGAUUACUUUUGAAAUAUCAGCCCAAGACAGCAAUCAUAAAUACUUGCUCCCAAGUGCACAUACAGUCAAAUCAUUAGAUCUUCCAAGACAGACACUGGACAUAAGCAGCCUGAUGCAACAGUACGCACACCUGAAGGGAUUACCAAUAAAAUCAUAUUGGAAUGCGAAGCCUCAAAUCCUGCUCGGUCUUCAACACUGGCGAUUGGGAAUGCCUCUGAAAAAUAGGGAGGGUGAUGAAUCUCAGCCGGCAGCAAUAAAAACAAGGUUAGGGUGGACUCUUUUUGGUGUUUCAUCGGUUGGUACUGAACUAAAUAAAGAAGUUGAAGCAAAAAUUAACAUUCAUCUUUGUGAAUGUCAAAAUGAGAUGGAUUCACAGAUGCAUGAAACAGUAAAGCAAUAUUUCGCAUUAGAGAGUAUAGGCACUAGGCCUACUAAGCGAAGACUCUCGGACGAAGAUUAUAAAGCAAUGCAACUACUGGAAGAAAAAACUAUUUUCUUGGGUGAUAGUUAUGCCGUUCCGCUGUUGUGGAAAUAUGAGAACAUCCAGUUGCCGGACUCGAAGCCCAUGGCAGAAAAAAGAUUACGCUGUCUCGAAAGACGUCUUCUUCACCAACCUCAACUCGUUGAACGGGUCAAUAAGCAAAUCGAAGAAUAUCUGAAGAAAGGAUACGCAAGGAAGCUAAAUGAUUAUGAGGUGAAUAAUUCAAAGACACGAUCCUGGUAUUUACCUAUAUUUCCGGUCCUGAAUCCAAAUAAGCCUGAUAAGUUGAGGAUUGUCUGGGAUGCGGCGGCGAAAGUCGAAGGGGUAUCUUUGAACUCGUGUUUAAUAACAGGACCAGAUGAUGUACCAUCGCUGCCAUCCGUCUUAUUUCGAUUUCGUGAAAAGAAGAUCGCUAUAACAGGUGACAUACGCGAGAUGUUCCAUCAAGUGAAGAUUCUUGAGGAUGAUAAAAACGCUCAAAGGUUCUUGUGGCGUAAUAUUGAAGACGGAAAUAUUGAGGUGUAUCAGAUGCAGGUUAUGACAUUUGGGUCUACUUGUUCACCUUUUUGCGCCCAAUACAUAAAAAAUAAAAACGCAAAAAAAUUUGAGAUGCAGUUUCCAAGGGCAACAAAGGCGAUCAUUGAAAACCACUAUGUGGACGAUUUGUUAGACAGCGUAGACACCGAAGAAGAGGCAAUAGCCUUGGUAAAAGACGUGAUACACAUCCACAAGCAUGCGGGGUUUGAAAUCAGAAAUUUCGUUUCCAACUCUUCAAACGUUUUAAACGCUCUACAGUCCAAAGCUUCAAAUGCUAACAAAUCCUUUACAAAUUACGCUCAAAAUGACUUUGAAAAGCUCCUAGGUAUGUGGUGGUCUCCAAGCACAGAUAUGUUCGUUUACACAUUCAAGUCAAGCAAAAUGCAGAAUGACGUUAUGAACGGCACACAAAUUCCAACGAAACGAGAGGUACUAAGAGCCCUCAUGUGCGUCUUUGACCCUCUUGGUCUUAUUGCAAACUUCACAAUUCAGCUAAAAAUCAUCCUGCAAGAAAUUUGGCGGUCAGGAAUAGGGUGGGACGAGAAGAUAAAAGAUCGGCAGUUCCAAAAAUGGAAAAUAUGGUUGAGCCUGAUUCCUAAAAUAAAAGACGUAUCAAUUAACAGAAGAUAUCUCACAAAUGUACAUUUUGGAACUGGAAGUCGUGUUGAGUUACAUAUAUUCGUGGACGCGGGUGAAGAAGCUAUUGCCGCGGUAGCCUAUAUCAGAGUUUCCACUCAAAGCGAUGUUGAAUGUUCACUUAUCAGCGCCAAAACGAAGGUAGCUCCAAUAAAGACACUCUCAAUACCUCGGCUAGAGCUAGAAGCGGCCGUGUUAGGAGUACGACUCUCUAAAAUUAUCAAAAAUGGUCACACAGUUCAAUUUGAAAGUUUAACCUUUUGGACAGAUUCCCAAGUCGUUCUCAGUUGGAUAAAAUCCAGCAAAAAAUACAAAAGUUUCGUAGCCGUCCGUAUCGGAGAGAUACUCGAAAGUUCAGAUGCAAGUGAUUGGAAUUGGGUUUCCAGCAAAGACAACGUCGCCGACGAUGCCUCAAAAUAUAAAAGCAACUAUGAUUUCAGCUCUUCAGGCAGAUGGUUUACGGCACCGGAGUUCCUGUACCAAAACCCAUUUCCUCUAUCAGAAAAAUUCUCUGAAGACCUUACAUCUGAAAAAGGCAAUGAAGAGGUUAAGGAAUGUUUUCUUCACUUCGAAAAGCCAUCUGCAUCAGUAUUAGACUUCAACCGUUUUUCGAGAUGGAAAAGCCUUCUAAAGACACAAAUAUUUAUCUAUCGAUAUGUCAAACUAUUUGUCCUUAAAUGGCGAAAACCUUGCAGACCAUCAGUAUUCCAACUAGACGAGAAGGAAGCAGCUAAGAUUCUCCUCUACAAACAAGCUCAGAAAGACAGCUUUCCAAUCGAGUAUGAAGCCCUAGCUAUCGCAACAAGUUCCGGGAAUGAGGUCAACAUUGGCAAAACCAGUCCGCUCUAUACUCUCUCUCCAUACUUAGACGAAAAUGGACUUAUUCGUAUUGCGGGAAGAAUCGAUGCGAUAAAAAAUGUACCAUCGGAAACUAAAAGACCGAUCAUUCUACCGAAGGAUCAUCAAGUCACCUACCUGAUCGUAAACGAAUUUCAUAUAAAAUUUUGUCAUCUUUUUAACGAAACCGUGGUGAACGAGCUUAGACAGUAUUACUUCAUUCCCAGCUUGAGACGUGUUCUAAAAAAAGUUCAAAGAGGUUGCCAGCACUGCAAAAACAACAGAGCCGCGCCGCAGCCCCCACGCAUGGCAGAACUACCACCCGCUCGACUUCAACCAUUCCAAAGACCAUUCUCAUACACAGGAGUGGAUUACUUCGGGCCACUCUUUGUUAAAAUCGGAAGGCGCCUAGACAAGAGAUGGGGUAUGUUACUUACUUGCCUAACUCUACGAGCAAUCCACAUCGAGAUUGUCCACAGCCUUUCCAGUGAUUCUUGCAUAUUGGCUUUUAAGCGGUUUAUCUCAAGAAGAGGUAUGCCAAAAGAAGUAUACUCCGACAAUGGAACAAAUUUUCGAGGUGCCAGUAAAGAGUUGCAGCAGGCCAUAAGAGACUUAAACAAACAUGCAGUAGCCAAAGAAUUUGAAUUGGAUCUGAAGUGGAACUUCAUUCCGCCAGCAGCACCCCACAUGGGUGGGUGUUGGGAACGCAUGGUUAGAUCUGUUAAACAAACCCUUACUGAAAUAUCGCCAACUCGCAAUCCUUGCGACGAACUAUUAGUGAGUAUGAUGGCGGAGGUAGAGAGCAUUGUGAAUUCGCGACCCCUUACCUAUGUACCAAUUGAUUUUGAAAGUAGUGAAGCACUUACCCCCAAUCAUUUAUUGAUCGGUUGUUCUAAUCAAGAACGACUCCACGCAGAGCCAAUACGUGACGGAGCAGCUAUCAGAAGAAAUUGGAUAGCCGCUGAAAAGUACGCACAAUCAUUUUGGCAAAGAUGGCUUCGCGAAUACUUACCCGAUUUGACCCGACGGACAAAAUGGUUUAAACCACAGAGGCAGUUGCAAGAAGGAGAUAUUGUAGUUAUCGUAGACUACAACAGUCCAAGAAAAACCUGGCCAAAGGGUAAGAUUCUUAAAGUGAUACCUGGAAAAGAUGAUACUGUUCGGAGCGCAAUUGUACAAACCCAAACAGGGAUUUAUACUCGCCCAGCUGUUAAGCUUGCAGUCCUUGAGGUUCACCAGUUCGAUGGAAGUGAAAGUAGCAAUAGUACCACCAGCGAUGACAGCAACAUCAACAACAACAACAGUAUCAAUGACAGCAGUAGCAGCAGCAGUAACAACAACUAUAAUAACAACAACACCAACAAUCAUAAAAGAGACGAGGAGGAGGUAAUGAAUAACUUUGUGCAGUCACAGAAGAGUUUAUUUUACAACUUUUUGUAUUAA